Saccostrea cuccullata (small rock oyster) is the source of this 1139-nucleotide messenger RNA. RefSeq lists its product as uncharacterized. The coding region runs from base 48 to 1139 and encodes 363 amino acids. Gene Ontology annotation, molecular function: protein binding. Lineage: Eukaryota; Metazoa; Mollusca; Bivalvia; Ostreida; Ostreidae. The transcript has 9 exons. The record is from RefSeq and is a predicted model, not a curated record.
GAGACUUUAUCCAUAGACAAUAAUUAUUCUGAUAGCAUUUCAUAGCAAUGUGUCUGUUUACCUAUCUCCUAUGCGGACUCUCUUUGCUGACUUUAUACACCGCUGAAGGUGUUGGGUUGAGAUGUUUACGUUGUGAUGACGUCUUAGAGCCUCGUUUUUGUGAGCGAAUCGAGUACUGCCAAAACGGUGACGUGUGUGGAGUUCAGAGGUACAGGAAAGAGAACGGAGAUACGUCUUUCUGGACUGGUUGUAUACAGCAGUCGAGUUGUCCAAACGUCACCAACAGAACGAUUGUACAGACAAACAAACGGAAGAUUCAUGGAUCAGUUUUGUGUCAGGAGUGUUGCCAUGGUGAUUUAUGUAACGCAGAAGGCUGUGGGGCCCCAGCCUAUCCAACUUCUAGAGGGCCGAUCUGUUUUAAUUGUGCUCACACCUUAAACCCCUCAGACUGCCAUCACGUGACUCUGUGUGGAACCAAUGAGAUGUGUUUUCUUGGUGAGAAACCUGUGUUUGGACAACGUUACUUUACAAGUCACUGUGAAGAUAAACACGCAUGUGAAAAUCAUGUGUCGGCGCCGAUUAUUGUUGGAAGAAAACGAUCUUUUAGGGGCCGUAGGUCGUAUGCACCAUGCUCAGGUUGUUGCAAAGGGGACCUGUGUAAUAUCAACUGUAACGCCACCUUUACUUCUGGUACGAUCAUCAACACAGGACCUACAAACGCACCGGCUCAUUCAACAGAAAUACCAGGUAAUUACGCCUUCUACGCACAUCUUACGUCAUCAACAUCUAACAAUUACGUCAUAUUCAACAACGUUACAACCAAUGAAGGCUUGGCUUACAGCGGGAGCACGGGGAUCUUCACUUGUAAAUACAGUGGACCGUAUGUCUUCUCAUGGACAAUAGCGACCAGUAGUCAGCGCUACACUGAUGCAGAUCUAGUGAUUAACGAUGUCGCUAUCGGUUCCUCCUUCACAGACUCACGAGGGAGCAGCGUUACCGGCGACUCAAGCACGGGGUUUGUAGUGUAUGACCUUAAGUCUGGGGACAAGGUCAGAGUCCAGAUCAAUGGUACGGCUGACGCAAUGUAUUCCACAUUCUCUGGCUUUCGACUCAGUUACAGUAAGUUUUACUUCUUUUGA